Messenger RNA from Lodderomyces orthopsilosis Co 90-125, 2148 nucleotides. Its product is annotated as tRNA methyltransferase. Gene Ontology annotation, biological process: tRNA methylation; wybutosine biosynthetic process. The transcript has a single exon. The record is from RefSeq and is a predicted model, not a curated record. Gene Ontology annotation, molecular function: tRNA methyltransferase activity; protein binding. Lineage: Eukaryota; Fungi; Ascomycota; Pichiomycetes; Serinales; Debaryomycetaceae. Bases 1 to 2148 code for a protein of 715 amino acids.
AUGACAUCAGAAAUAGGAGAUAAUUCUCUUGGGAAUCUGGCAAAAUUGCAAAAGAGAAGAGAAAAGGAUCAACGUCGAAAACACUACGAUGAUCAACAAGUUCAAGGAACCAAUAAUUCAUCAAUUGUAUCCAAACGUAGUGUUGAAAAAUUAUAUUUCCCGCAGAUCCAACAGGAAUUAGGUUCAUGGUUCAGUCAUUUUGUUCCAUCACUGAAAAAGGAUAGGCGAUCACCGGCUAUCAAUCGUGGGUAUUGGAUACGUAUGGAAAGUAUUCGUCGAACCCUUUACAAAAUCAUUGCUAGUCAAGGGAGGAAUAAAGAUUUAGCAUCUAGGGAAAGCAGUGAUAAAUGCAAGAGGAAAAUUAUUAAUGUUGUUAAUUUGGGAUGUGGGUUUGACCCCUUACCGUUUCAAAUGUUGAGUAUGAAAAACAAGGAUGUCGUUUGGGAUGAUGGUGAAUUUGAUGUCAAAUUUUUUGAUAUUGAUUAUCCUGAUUUAGUUCAGGAAAAGUAUUUAUUGAUCCAAAAAUCAGAUGAAAUUAAACAAUUAAUUGGAGACGAAGUAGGAAAUGACACGUUAUGCAAAUUAAAUACUGCCAAUUACAAAUUAAUUGGAUGUGAUUUGAAAAAUCUCAGCCAGUAUCAACAAAUAGUUGAUCACUUAUUCUCAAAAGACACAUCUUCCGACGAAAUGAAUAUCUUCAUUGCUGAAGUUUCAUUGGCUUAUAUGAAACCAGAGUAUGCCAACCCCGUAAUUGGAAUUUCAUCCAAGACUUCCAACUCGAAUUUCAUAAUCUUGGAACAAAUCAUGCCUGAUGGCGCCCACAAUGCAUUUGCGACAAAAAUGUUGUAUCAUUUUGCCCAUUUAAGAAGUCCGAUCCAAUGUGUUGAACUGUAUCCCACUAAACUGCAACAAUUGCAACGGUUUCAACUGUAUUACAACUUUGCUGAAGUGAGAAAUCUUUUUGAAAAUUGGCAAUGGCUUAUCGAAGAUGAUGAAAUUAAGGAUCAAAUGAUGCAAGUGGAGGAAUUUGAUGAAUGGGAAGAGUUUAUUUUGUUUUGUCAACAUUAUAUUGUUCUUCAUGCAACCAAUGAUGAAAGACAAUUGGUUUAUGAUGAAAAAUUGACUCAUGAUUUUCAAGUCGAUGAGGAAGAAGAAGAGAGAGUAGUGUUUGAAAUUGAUGAGGGGGUGAAGUUGAGUAUUGAUGAUCGGUUUGAUGAGGAGGUUGAUAUAUUGCAAGUCAAAUUUCCUGCUUGUAGUCGAUUGAAUGAUAAAGUUUAUGUUCAUGGUGGGUUAAAGCAAACAAGAACUAAUGAAACUAUUGUUGUGGAUUAUAAGUCAGGUAAAAUUGAGAGACAGUUGCAAGAUGAGUUGAGAGAGGUUAUCCCGAAACCUCGAAUGUGUCAUUGUUUGACUAAUGUUGGUGGAGACCUAAUUCUCUCUGGAGGUCGAACUAGACCCUGUGAUGUCAAAGGUGAUGUUUAUAAAUUUGAUGGUCAACAUUGGUCCCAUAUUGUUCAAUUAGAUGCACCAAGAGCUCGACAUUCAACAGUUGCUAUAAAUAAAGAUGAGGUGCUCAUAUUCGGUGGAUUACAGGAAUCAUCAAAUGCAGAUCCAUUUAUCAUACUAAAUGUGAAAACAAACCAAAUUCUAUCGCUUGAACCACGGGGUGAGUAUAUUGAAAACUUAAACAGUGCGACAAUAGUCUACAAUCAAGAUAAAAAUGAGGGGUAUAUCUAUGGAGGAUUCAACGAAUGCCAUUUGCCUAACGUCAAUGAUAGACUUUACAAAUUUACAAUUGAUUAUGAUUCCAAUCAAAUUAAACUUGAUGUUGUUUUGCAACAUUUAAUGUUUGCCAGAAUAGGCAGCCAGGCACAACUUAUUAACAAUGGAAACAAACUCCUCAUUGCCGGUGGAGUAUCUUCGGAAACAAUAUUGACCAGUAAGACAAAUAUCGUCACUUUACAACUAGAUACGUUAGUUUUCAAGAGUGUUGAAGUUCCAUUGAAUGUAAGUUCCAAACAUCCAAUAAUUUUGAUUGGAUUUGGAUUGGUUGCCAUGAAUCAACAUUUGAGUUUGAUUGUUGGUGGUGGUGCUGUUUGCUACUCUUUUGGUAGCUGUUAUAAUUGUGUAUAUAGAUUAGAAUAUUAG